This is a messenger RNA of Tribolium castaneum (red flour beetle), 2658 nucleotides long. RefSeq lists its product as uncharacterized. Gene Ontology annotation, biological process: carbohydrate metabolic process; glucosylceramide catabolic process. Gene Ontology annotation, molecular function: beta-glucosidase activity; glucosylceramidase activity. Gene Ontology annotation, cellular component: membrane. Bases 128 to 2584 code for a protein of 818 amino acids. The record is from RefSeq and is a predicted model, not a curated record. The transcript is spliced from 12 exons. NCBI's taxonomy places the organism in Eukaryota, Metazoa, Arthropoda, Insecta, Coleoptera, Tenebrionidae.
UCAAAAUUUUUAAGUACACUCCCAUUUUGGGUGAUUUAUUCAGCGCAUUUUUGUGAUAAAUCGCUGAUAACGCUCGAAAUAGUCACAUCGUUCAAAAUUCACACUUCUGAUCAGUCACCCAUUAAAAAUGAGUGCUAGCAGUGAUCCUCCCCAAAAAUGUGUCACAGAAGUCCCCAAUUACGGCCUAAAAGUGCGCCUAAACCACACUUAUCCAGAAAACCGGUCACAAGAUUUUAAACCCGGUCUUAGGCUAAUCUGGGACAUGCUACCUCUAAUUUUGAGGUACAUUUGGUACUAUAUUGUUCAUAGAAUUAUGGGAAAGUCGAUCGUUAUGGACUACGUGCACACUUUGAGAGCGAAACAAAUUUACGGUGUCCCCAUCGGUGGGAUCGGUUGCGGAACGAUUGGAAGGGGGUACAGGGGCGAAUUCUGCCGGUUUCAACUCAAACCAGGGCUUUAUGAGUACAAUACAGUCGAUGCCAAUCAAUUUAUUGUUACAAUCAAAGAUGGGCACAAUGAGACCAUUUUUCAUAGUCUUUUAUCAACGUUUCCGACAAAGAGUUUAAAAAGCUGGGAAAGCCUAAUUGACGGUUCAGAGUGUUUCUAUACUGGACUUUACCCAAGAUCGUGGACUGAGUACGACUUAUCAAAAUACGGCGUCAUGUUAACUUGUCGGCAAAUUACCCCAAUCAUUCCGCAUAAUUACAAGGAUAGUUCCCUGCCUUGUGCAAUGUUCGUCUGGGACGUCAAAAACAUCUCAGAGGAGGACCGAACCGUCACAAUCGCCUUCACUUUCAAAAACGGCGUUGGUGAUAAAUCCCGCGACAGAUCUUCAACAUGUAGUUCAAAAGCCUUCACUCUCGCCGACUCCGAAGGCGUCAUUCUUUACCACACAAUUGAUAAAAUGCAAUGUUCCUACUCUCUUGCCGCCAAAACCAACCCGCAAAUCGACAUUUCAAAAUGUCUCUAUUUCGACCCGAAUUCAGACGGGAUCAAGCCCUGGAUCCAACUCAAAAACAACGGCAGUUUCGAUAAAAUCAGCGAUAAAAACUACGGCCAAAUUUUCGGCGAAAUGGCCUGUGGUAUCGCCACGAAGGCAACCAUCCGGGCCGGAAAUACGGUAACGUCAGAAAUGGCCCUGGUGUGGGACAUGCCCUCGGUCCAAUUCCCCAAAAAACAGAAGAAAUACACCAGAUACUACACCAAACAUUUCGACGGCGAUAACACCGGGCUGAGGAUCGUGCGAUACGCGUUUGAGAAUUACCAAAACUGGGAACGGGCCAUUUACGACUGGCAGAGACGGAUCCUCGACGAUGAAAAUUUGCCCGAUUGGUACAAGUCAGCCCUUUUUAAUGAGAGUUACUACAUAAGUGACGGUGGGGCAAUUUGGGUCAUUUUAGACGAACAAGAAGCCAAAAAAUUGCCGAAAAACGACCCUAGACUCGAGCACGGUAAAUUUGCAUUGUUGGAGGGCCACGAGUACAAAAUGUACAACACUUACGACGUUCAUUUUUAUGCUUCAUUUUCGUUUGUUUUAAAUUUUCCUUUGCUCCAAUCAAUCUUACAGUACGAUAUGAGAGACGCCAUUUUCACCGAAAUUCCGGAUAAAGUUAAAAUGUUGUAUGACGGGGAAGUGUGCGAGAGGAAAGUACCAAAUACAGUACCGCACGAUAUUGGAGAUCCAGGGGAAGAACCGUUUAUCUUACUCAAUUCGUACCCCAUCCAUGACGUAAGCCAGUGGCGCGAUUUGAAUUCAAAGUUCGUUUUACAAGUGUUCAGAGACGCUUUUAUAACAGGUCUUGACGACCGAUCUAUCGCGUAUUUGAACGAUAUGUACAACGCGUGUUACACAGUAAUGCACAAAAGUCUGGAUUUUGACGUGGAUGGAGACGGCCUUAUCGAAAAUUCGGGAAGUCCCGACCAAACCUUCGAUACUUGGGUCAUGACAGGUGCUAGUGCGUAUUGUGGGGGGCUGUGGUUGGCCGCUCUGUUCGCUAUGACUAAAAUCGCGGACGCUUUGCAAAAAACCGAAGACAAGGAAAAGUUUCAGGAAUUGUUGGAUAAGGGCACAGCGGCGUUCGAACGGAAAUUGUGGAACGGAAAGUGCUACAAUUUCGACUGUUCGGACAAAGAGUGUCGCUCGAUUAUGGCCGAUCAGUUAUGCGGCCAGUGGUAUCUCAGGAGUUGCGGAUUUAAUUAUGAGGUGUUUCCGCAAGAUCGGGUCAAGACUAGCUUGAAAACGAUUUACGAAAAUAACGUUCAGUCGUUUUGUGACGGCCGAAUGGGGGCUGUUAAUGGAUUUAUUGACGGGGUUAUUGAUGAGUUCACUAUUCAGAGUCAGGAGGUGUGGACUGGGGUUACCUACGCCCUAGCUGCCAGCAUGCUUCAAGAAGGAAUGAGGACUGAGGCUUUUAAUACUGCUGGCGGAAUGUUCAAGUCAAUGAGUGAGCGAUUUGGGCUUUCCUUCGAUACUCCGGAAGCCUUAUAUGCGGCAAAGUAUUACAGAGCGAUCGGUUACAUGCGACCCCUAAGUAUAUGGUCAAUGCAGUUGGCUAUUGACCAACUUAAUAAAAAUGUAAAUUAAUUCAAACCACAUUUAUUAGUUAAUUUUGUAUUUGUAAUUCUUAAAUGCGUUAAUAAAGUGUCACCAAAGAAUUA